Rhizophagus irregularis DAOM 181602=DAOM 197198 is the source of this 6519-nucleotide messenger RNA. NCBI's taxonomy places the organism in Eukaryota, Fungi, Glomeromycota, Glomeromycetes, Glomerales, Glomeraceae. The record is from RefSeq and is a predicted model, not a curated record.
AUGUCCGGAAGAAAUCACGAGCACUAUAAUAAACCCAACCACGAAAGUCGUUACUCUAAUAAUUCGAAUAACUUUGGAGAUAAUUAUAAUAAUUCACCCCGUCACAAUAGAAGUUCUCCUCCUCGUCGCGGCCAUAAUGGACAAAGUCGCGGUUAUUCUUCAACUGACCAAGGUUAUCUGAACAGCUCACCUCGUCCCAGUAACAAUUGCGAUAGCCAAGAUAAUCGUAAUCUUAACAAUCGAUCUAAUGCUCGUGCUGCUUGUAGUCCUUAUAACAGAAAUUCUCAAAGCAGCAGAUCUCGCAACUCUCAUACCGGAUCUUCCGCUCGUGAGGAACGAGAAAAUCCUCGUCCUUCGUCGUUCCAAGAUCCCGAUGAUUUUUUAGGCGGUUGGGGUGAACCUCAAAUGGAAAAUUGUGGUGAGUCUAUCGAAGAGAGAAAAUACAAAGCGGCUGUCAGAGACCCACCUUUCUUAAAAUUAAAUCCUUCGAAAGAAGCAUCCAGGGUCCCCAGUACCGAUGAUGAUGAGGUUGACUGGGUAAUAUCUGAACCUAUCCCUUCGAAUUCCGUCACGAUUCGAACUCAAUCGCCGCCGCCAUACUUUUUUUCGGAGAAUGAAGUUAACAACAAAAAAGUUUCUCGGAAUAAUAAUAAAGGAAAGUCUAAAGCUUCCCAGGAUCAAUGUUACGAAGAAAAAUUUCCUAAUAAUGGAGAGGAUGAUUACAAGGGAAAAAGUUUUCCCCCACCAUAUCCAAUUGUCCCGGUCUCCCCAGAUAUCGAACAACACUUGCCUACUGACAGAAUUUUUGAGAAUGAUUCUAGGUCAUCCGCACAAUCCUUUGAUAAUCUCUGUAAAAUAGCAAAAACACUUUGGAGUGAUUCCACGGAUGUCCCACUCGAUUUGGCCAGCAAGCAAGACGUGAAUCCUGAUGAGUAUUUGAGACUUAAUGGAGAUAAACUAAGGGAGGCUUCAGUGGAAUAUAGCAAUUCUAACAAUAAAAAUCGUAUAGAACCUGAAUGGCCCGAGGAAAAGCACGAGGAAUGGCCCGAGGAACGAGAUUUUUCAAAUGUGACGCCUUGCAAUCCUGAAUUAACAUACAAUCAAUCUUCCUCAUUUAUAGGCUAUCAGUCUUUCUCAUUUACAGAUAAUCAGUCUUCCUCGUUCAUAGACAAUCAGUUAAAUUCACCUAAAUUACCCCCACCUAAAUCAUCCUCAAUUAAAAAAACAGAUUUCAGAUACGCAUCAAAAUUAAUAUCUUCUUUUAUUUCGAACGAGAAGAGUGAGAGGAGAAAACUCGCUAGAAAUCCUCCUAAUGAUGAUGCGGGAAAUUAUUCGACUGUAAUUUCGACAGUUUCGACUAUAGAAAUUUCAGAAGUAGAAAUUUCAAAAGUAGAAGUUUCAAAAGUAGAAGAAUUUUCGAUUUUAACAUCAUUACGAGCAAAAGACGAAGAAGCUGUUCGAGAUUUGGUUGAUAACAUAUCCCGCUCCCCUCCCGAUAGUUGGCUUUAUCACACUCUUUCUAGAGCUCAUUUUUUACUUCCAAAAAUCUCAUCAUUUGAUAAACAAGCUAUACAAAAUCUUUUAAAAAUUCUAUCUUCUCCUCUCGUUCUCAAACAAAAUAGCGCCGAAACGAAAGAAUUAAUUGAUCUUAUUAUCGCGCAAGCCGGUUUUUUCGAAAAGAUAUUCUUUUAUAUGAAAGGUGUUAUUUUCGGUAGUGACCUUAUACCGAUUAUUAGACUGAUCGACUUUAUUAUUCGAUAUUUUCCUCGUGCAGAUCUAAAUAUUCAACACAAUGAUAUCGACGAAGUAUAUAUGAGGGUUAAAAGUACCUUUCUUGAGAAAGAAUCGGAUGAUGUUACCGCAAUGCUUAUUAAUAUUAAAAGGUACCGACCCAAGAAGAGCAUAGCUGUUGAUUGGAAUGUUAUCGGCCAAAAUGAUCAGAAAAAGGCCGUUGAACAGAGUAAGGACAUUGAACAGAAGAAGGCCUUAGAUUAUCAAAAAAAGGACAUCGAACUGAAGAAUGAACAGAAGAAGGUCUUAGGUCAUCAAAAAAAAGACGGUGAUCUUCAGAAGAAUGAACAGAAUGUCUUAGAUUCUCCAAAAAAUGAUGAUCAGAAGAAGGAAAAGCAAAAAAAACCCGAUUGGAUAAUUCAUCACAGUGAAAACCGUACUGAGAAGCCAAUAGAGCCUCUUCCUGAAGAAAUUUUUAACUUACGAGAAAUGAUGAUUAGGCCCACAUUAACACCACAUUUGGCUAAUCGCUCCUGGUCGCCUGAACAUGAAGAAAUAUAUCGUCAAAUUCAUUACGAUUUACUGAGAACUGAAGUUGUAGAGGACCUGCAGAGGGCUAGCGUAUCGUUUUUUGCUGAUAAUUGCAAAGACUAUGAUAUACCAAUGAAUUCACCCUUUUAUAAUUAUGUUUACUACCAAGAUGUUCAAGUUGUCGACACUUACAUUGAUAAAAACUUUACUCCGUACGUUAGAGUUGGAUUUAAACCAAGUCGACCUGUUGAUUGGAUUAAAGGUGAACACCUUAUAUACGGUACCUAUGUACUAUUGUUUAAGGUCAAGACCGAUCUAUCUAUCGAUAUAUCAAGUAUGACCUGGGCGAUGGUCGGAUAUUUCAACCUUGAUGAUGUCAUCAGACCGAGUUAUAAUAAAGAUCCAUGUUGGAAAUUACGGGAAAGUUUUGUAGGUUUAAAUUUCUCCUCGUCAGAAUUCGAGAAGCUCGAUAUUGAUGGAAAGUAUGUCAUGUUGGAAUCGACCAGGAACUAUGCUACAAUAAGGCCAGUAAUGGAAUGGCUCAAAGAAUCAGGAAUCCAAAGAUUUAUUCCAUUGUAUCGAGAACUGUUCACAUGCAGCCUUAACGUUCCUAUCGUUAAGGAUACAGAAAAUAAACUUAUCCCCGGUUAUCUUGAGAACGUUUCCUUUAACAUAACUUCAAUUUUGGUCGAUCAAAAAAAUAAAACCAUUGCUAGGGAUCUAGCUCAGUGGCCGCAUUAUUCGAUUAAAAAUGGCACAGCAUACAAUAUGGAACGUUCUGGUGUCGUUGCUUUACGACAUAUAAUUUCGAAUAAAGUUGCCGUGAUCAUGGCACCAAUUAUUACGUCAAAAGCGAGGGUUGCUUCAAAAGCUGUAGAACUCCUUAAUCAAGCCCUUGAACAGAGCCACUGUCAUGAACCAAUUCUUAUUCUUACUCGUAGUUCAUAUGCUUUGGAUAGUAUUUUGGAACAACUGCUUCCUUCCUUUCCGGAACUCAUCCGUUGUGGAUCCUUGUCAAAAUGCAAAAAUCCUGCUCUUAGUGCUAGGCAAAUUCAGGAUGUGGUUGAAGAAAAUUCGAAAAAAACAUCUUUACGCAGGGGAUGGUAUAAUAUUAGUGGCGAAAUUAUUAGUAAACAAAAAGAAUUAAUGGAAUUAUGGAAAUUAAGGAAAAUUGGUUUAUCAUUACAUUAUUUCUUAGAAACAUGUCCCAAAGGAUUCCGCGAACAACUGAGUCCUGUGAACCCGAGGACACAAUCUAGGGCUUUUGGAUUUGAGCACGAAAAAGCAAUGCUUAUACAUUGCUUAGAACUUUGGUUAUCGGGUAUACCGAUGGUAACUGUAGAUAAACUCUAUCCAUCGAAUAAACAAAAGGGUUUAACUGAAGACUUUCCGGCCUUUCCGAGUUUUCGACAUAGCAUACAACGAACUGAUACAACCUUACCUGCAAAUCCUUGGUCCAAUGUUACACAAGGUUCUAAUCAAGAGAUGUAUAUACGACCUUAUCAUAUUUCACCAUCGCUUUUUGAUGAACUUUCCAAAUCAUAUUUAUUCGAAAACGAUUGGAUGAAAAGCAAUGGAUGCAAUGACGAUGAAAUCUCUUUUCCAACUGACUCUGACAAAGAGAUUUUGAAUCAUCAAAUUGAUGAUCGUGUUAUAUUCAAAUCUGAAGAUGGCUAUAACAGUUUUUUUUCUAAUUCUAAUUUUUAUAAACACAAGACGGAGUUCGCCAAUGUGGCGUUAGGGUUUUGGCGUAAUAAUGGAAAGAACAUUUGGGAUAUGAAGGUAGAUGAACGCAAAAGUUUAUAUGAUAGGUUCUGUCAGCGCCAUAAAAAUUUUUGCGAUCCGAAAAUUCGUGACAUCCAAAAAAGUGCAAUAUCAGAUGCAGAAAAUGCCAAAUCGACGCUAAUUGCGCGAUGGACCGAAGUGUGUAGUUUUGUACCAGUAAUAGGAAUGACCGUAAAUUAUGCUACGGAAUAUAGAGAACUACUCACUACCAUAAAACCAAGAAUUUGCAUUGUGGACGAAGCAUCCGAGAUUUUGGAAUCUCAGUUAAUGUAUUUAAUCUCCACAGACCGACUCGAACAUUUAAUAAUGUUCGGUGAUACUAAGUAUUCAAAGCCUGAUGUUAAGAGUUGUACAGCUCAAAAACACGGAUUGGAUGUAUCAUUAUUUGAUAGGUGGAUCCAAUGUGAUGGAAAAUCCGUCUGUUUAAAACAACAAUCUCGCAUGCAUCCAGCUGUCCAUGAACUUGUUCGUACAUUUUAUGAUGAAGAUGGGACAGAAAAUAUAGAGACAAAUAAUAUUCCCAAGAUUAAGGGUGUUCCCUCUAAUGUGUUCUUUAUGACACAUAAUAAUUCUGACGAUGAAAAAUGGACGUCUUUCAAAAAAACAAACACUUUCGAGGCAGAAUUUAUUAUAAGAUUUGCUUUCUAUUUGUAUCAGCAGGGAUAUGAUCCAGCGAAGAUAACUAUUCUGACGCCUUAUCUGGGGCAAAAACUUUUAAUUCUGAAUUUGUUAAAACCAGAACUAAAGAAAGACUUAUCAAGGAAUAGCAAAUACGGACGAUUUGAUAAGGAGAGGAAUCAAGCCGGAAAGAUUAGGGUUGAAUUGAUCGAUAAUUAUAGUAGUGAGGAGAAUGAGAUUGUUCUGCUUUCAUUGGUGUCAGUAAGCAAGAAUUGGCAUGAAGAAGCUUUAAAAACAUUGAAUAAUAAAAAGCGAGCAAUAAUCGCUUUGUCAAGGGCACUUCAUGCACUUUAUAUUUUCGGUAAUGACGAUAUGCUUCGUAAAAGCGAAAUAUGGGCACCGAUUGUUAAGCUGACAGAAAAAAAAAAUGCGUACGGAAAAAGCUUGAUUCUUUCCUGCGAUACUCAUAAUAAACAAAGAAUAGAAGUUUCAACAUUAGAAGAUUUUGAAACAAAAGUACCAUAUGGCGGGUGUUCGAAACCAUGUGACGAUUUAUUGAAGUGUGGACAUGCAUGCUCUAGAAAAUGUCAUCCUAUCCAACACUCAAAUGAAGUAAAUUAUAUUUGUCAUCGCCCAUGCGCUCAAUCUAGACCCGAAGGAUGUUCGCACAGAUGUCCUAAUAAAUGUAACGAUUGUGAAAAAUUAGGAAAGUGUCCACCAUGUGAGGAGGAAGUUAGAAUCAAAUUAUCAUGUGGUCACGUAAAAAUCAUGUCAUGUCGUAGAAAAUUUAAUAUGGAUAGAAUGAAUGUGGAAUGCAGUGAAAGGAGAAUGGUUACUUUUGAAUGUGGGCAUAGUUCCAUGUUUCCGUGCAGCACAAGGUAUCCUGUGUGCCAAGAAACCUGUGGCAAGCCUUUUCCCUGCGGGCAUCGUUGUCAACGCCAAUGUGGAAUAGAACACAAUCAUGAAAGGUCCGAUUGUUUGAGCGAAUGUACGAAAGUCUUAAUCUGCGGACAUCAGUGCGCGAAUGGUUGUAACGAACCUAACCGUCAUACUUCUUUUUGCAUCAAGCGAUGUCGGAUUAAGUGCUUGCAUGGACGUGUGUGUCCAAAAACUUGUUGUGAGAAAUGCACAAGCUGUCGUGAGCCUUGCCCGUGGAAAUGUCCACAUUAUAAAUGCAAUAGGAAAUGUUUUGAAGUAUGUGACCGAAUUCCAUGCGAUAAGCGAUGCCAAAUAUUUUUUAGAUGCGGUCAUCAAUGUAAUGGUUAUUGUGGCGAAAAGUGCCCUCCCUGUUUAAAGUGUAAUCCAAGCCUACAAUGUAAGAUUACUCUUUUAACAUUUUCCGAAAUGGAAGAAAAUGAGGAUCUUUAUGUUCUUCCUGAAUGUAAUUGCGUGUUUACAGCAACAGGCCUUGAUACAUACUUUAAUAACCAAGCUAAAAAUGGCGAUCACACCGCCGUAAAACUCUGGCAAUGUCCCAGCUGUCAAGAACCAAUCUUCACCGCUAUGAGAUAUAGCAAUUAUUUAAAGAGUGAAAUUAAUCUUUGGAAUAUAAUCAAACAUAAGCAAGAAAUAGCCCGCAAUUCACUCUCAGAAGAGGAAAGGAGACAGAUUAUUAAUGCCAUGAACGAAGAAACACGAACUACCGAUUUCAACAGCAUGGUCGGAGGUAGAUGGUUCGUGUGCCCAAAUAAACAUCCGUAUUAUAUUGGGAACUGUGGUGGUGCCACCCAAAUAUCAAGAUGCCCGGAUUGUUCCGCAACUAUUGGCGGAACCCAACAUAGGGUAAUUAACUCCAAUAAAUUUUAUGGAGAAUUUGACAACAGUACUUCGCCUGCUUGGCCAGGCCAGCACUAG